This is a messenger RNA of Aspergillus terreus NIH2624, 2805 nucleotides long. Its product is annotated as plasma-membrane proton-efflux P-type ATPase. Gene Ontology annotation, cellular component: plasma membrane. The transcript has 4 exons. Gene Ontology annotation, molecular function: ATP hydrolysis activity; ATP binding; P-type proton-exporting transporter activity. Gene Ontology annotation, biological process: proton export across plasma membrane; regulation of intracellular pH. Bases 1 to 2805 code for a protein of 934 amino acids. The record is from RefSeq and is a predicted model, not a curated record. NCBI's taxonomy places the organism in Eukaryota, Fungi, Ascomycota, Eurotiomycetes, Eurotiales, Aspergillaceae.
AUGGAUCCACACCAUGGGCAAGAUGUGUCCGCAGUCUCUGAGGGCAAGGAUUCCAUUCCAGAUCAAGCUUCCUCAAAAGAUGUUUUACUCUCAGGCACACCAUAUACGACAAUUACACAAGCCAAGCCUCUGGACGAUGACGAUGAGGACAUCAACGCUCUCAUCGAGAGUCUCGAAUCGGAUACGGAGGUCGAGCUAGAGGAGCGUCAAGUUAGCAACACCCACGAGCCUCGUCCCAUCCCUGAGGAAAUCCUCCAAACAGAUCCAAGUACUGGUCUCAGUCAGGAGGAGGCCAUAGCUCGUCGGAAGAAGUACGGUUUCAACAAACUGAAAGAAGAAAAGAAGAACCUGUAUCUCCAGUUCUUGUCCUAUUUUCUUGGACCAGUGCAGUUCGUCAUGGAGGCCGCGGCAAUCCUAGCCGCCGGGCUUCAGGAUUGGGUUGAUUUCGGCGUUAUCUGUGCCCUCCUUCUGCUCAACGCCUCAGUUGGAUUCAUCCAAGAGUUUCAGGCUGGAUCAAUUGUGGAGGAUCUGAAAAAGACCCUAGCCCUAACUGCCGACGUCUUUCGUGACUCUCAUCUAGUGGAGAUCAACGCCUCGGAGGUGGUGCCAGGGGAUAUAGUGAAGAUUGAGGAGGGAACUAUAAUUCCUGCUGAUGGACGCCUGUUGUCUUGCGGUUCUCUUCAAAUAGACCAGUCUAGCAUCACGGGCGAGUCUCUAGCAGUGGACAAGCACACGGACGACACCUGCUACGCCUCCUCAGCCGUCAAGCGCGGGAAUGGAUGGCUCAUUGUCACAGCCACCGGAGACUACACAUUCGUGGGUCGCUCCGCGGCUCUGGCGAAUGCUGCUUCCUCUGGCACAGGUCACUUUACCGAGGUCCUCAAUGGCAUCAGCGUUGUCUUAUUGGUCCUUGUCAUAAUGACUCUCCUCGUGGUAUGGGUCUCUUCAUAUUAUCGGUCCAAUGACAUUGUCACCAUCUUGGAGUUCACUCUGGCUAUCACCAUCAUAGGCGUGCCUGUCGGUCUUCCCGCCGUCGUCACCACUACGAUGGCCGUCGGCGCGGCGUACCUAGCCAAGAAAGGUGCUAUUGUUCAAAGACUAUCAGCUAUCGAAUCACUUGCAGGCGUUGAAAUACUUUGUACCGACAAGACGGGCACAUUGACGUGGAAUCGGCUAGAGCUCUUUGAGCCCUACACCGUCGCUGGGGUCGAUCGUGAUGAUCUCAUGUUGACUGCCUGUUUGGCGGCUUCAAGGAAGAGAAAUGGCAUGGAUCCUGUGGACAGAGCUUUCUUCAAAUCGCUUAUUCGCUAUCCUAAGGCUAUGGCUGCGUUUGGGGAGUAUAAGACUCUUCAGUUUUUCCCAUUCGAUCCGGUCUCUAAGAAGGUCACCGCUAUUGUGCAAUCACUGGAUGGGGCGAAAAUCAUAUGUGUGAAGGGCGCGCCUCUAUUUGUCCUGAAGACUGUGGAAAACGACCACCCUAUUCCCGAGGAGUGUGAAAGUUCUUAUAAAGCAAAGGUGGCCGAAUUUGCACGCCGUGGCUUUCGGUCCUUUGGAGUUGCCCGCAAACGUGAUGGUAACGAUUGGGAGAUACUUGGUAUUGUGCCAUGUGCUGAUGCGUUGAGAGACGACACCGCAAUGACCAUCAAUGAAGCCAAAAAUCUCGGCUUAUCGAUCAAGAUGCUCACCGGUGAUGCAGUCGGUAUUGCCAAAGAAACCCUUCGACAGCUGGGAUUGAGUACGAAUGUUUAUGACGCAGAAGGUCUUGGCCUGGGAGGAACGGGCACGAUGCCAGGAUCUGAGGUAUAUGACUUCGUUGAAGGAGCGGACGGCUUUGCAGAGGUGUUCCCGCAGCACAAAUACAAUGUCGUCGACAUUCUUCAACAACGAGGAUACUUGGUUGCCAUGACCGGAGACGGAGUCAACGAUGCUCCAUCCCUCAAAAAGGCAGACGCCGGAAUUGCAGUCUCAGGAUCCUCAGACGCCGCUCGCACGGCCGCUGAUAUUGUCUUCAUCGCGCCGGGCAUAUCAAACAUCAUCAACGCCCUGAAAACAUCACGCCAAAUAUUCCACCGAAUGCAUGCAUAUGUUAUUUACCGAAUUGCCCUGUCGCUACAUUUGGAGAUAUUCCUAGGGCUCUGGAUCGCCACCAUGAACAAGAGUUUGAACCUACAGCUGGUGGUCUUCAUUGCGAUCUUCGCAGAUAUCGCCACCUUAGCCAUUGCCUACGAUAACGCGCCUUACUCAAAGAAUCCCGAAAAGUGGAAUCUACCCAAACUGUGGGGAAUGGCCGUCAUCCUUGGACUUAUCCUCGCCGUUGGGACCUGGGUGACGCUGACUACCAUGAUCUCUGGCGGAGAGCAUGGUGGGAUUGUACAGAACUUCGGACAACGCGACGAGAUUCUGUUCCUGGAAAUUUCCCUCACCGAAAAUUGGCUGAUUUUCAUAACGCGAGCCAAAGGGCCGUUUUGGUCAUCGAAGCCUUCCUGGCAGCUUGCGGGUGCGGUAUUUGUCGUGGAUCUCGUAGCGACAUUUUUCUGCCUGUUUGGUUGGUUCGUUGGUGGUCAAACCUCUAUUGUAACGGUCAUUCGCACGUGGGUUUUCUCCAUAGGAAUCUUCUGCGUCAUGGCAGGUGUUUACUACCUACUGGAGGGCUCCGAAACGUUCGACGACCUGAUGCAUUGGCGUAAGAGGCGUCGCAGACGAGCAACCCCGAGGGACUUGGAAGACUUCAUUGUUACAAUGCAACGGACUUCCAAGCAACACGAGGCAAAGUCGAUGGAGGUGGAAUCUAGCGUCAACCGCUAA